Molecule: messenger RNA, 3058 nt
Organism: Anneissia japonica
Lineage: Eukaryota; Metazoa; Echinodermata; Crinoidea; Comatulida; Comatulidae
Product: dipeptidyl peptidase 2-like
Exons: 11
Coding region: 57-1511 (484 amino acids)
Biological process (GO): proteolysis
Molecular function (GO): dipeptidyl-peptidase activity; serine-type exopeptidase activity
Source: RefSeq, a predicted model, not a curated record
UUUGUUGACACGAGCAGGGUGGUUAGUUGCGGUGCAGACCUCACUUUAUUGCAAAUAUGAAACUGAGAGUUUUUGUAUCAGUUAUUGCUUUUUUUGCAAUUAAUAAUAUUACUAGAAGUUUUGCUUACAAGUAUAAUACCAAGUACUUUGAUCAAACUAUCGACCAUUUCAACUUUGCCUCCUAUGGAAGUCAGACAUUUAAGCAGAAAUAUCUGUAUAAUGAUUCAUAUUGGGAUAAAGAAAAUGGCCCAAUAUACUUCUACACUGGCAAUGAGGGACCCAUUGAGGGGUUUUUGCAGAAUUCAGGACUAGUAUAUGAUCUUGCGGUCAAGUCAAAGGCUCUCAUCGUUUUUGCAGAACAUAGAUUCUAUGGCUCAUCUUUGCCAUUUGGAGCUCAUUCAUUUAGUCCAGCGAACAUCAGUUUGUUAACACUGGAGCAAGCAAUGGCUGAUUAUGCUACAUUGAUAACACAUUUGAAAGAAAAUUUAGGGGUCCAUAAUACUCCUGUUAUAGCAUUUGGAGGAAGUUACGGUGGAAUGCUAAGUGCUUACAUGCGAUUCAAGUACCCUAAUGUUAUCUAUGGAGCUUUAGCUGCAAGUGCUCCAAUCUAUCUCAUUGCCGGCAAAGGGGAUCGAACUGAGUUCUUUGCAGAUGUCACAAAGGACUUUGAAAAAGCUGAUCCAUUGUGCCCCAAAGCAGUCAUGACAGCGUUUACUAUGUUGGACAAUCUAGUGAAGACAGGUGACAACGGCAUAAAGAAAGUUUCUGAAUUAUUCAAGUUGUGUAAGACACUUGAUAAGGGGCAGGUAACUCAUCUUCAAGGCUGGGUACGCAACUCAUUUACGAGCCUAGCAAUGAUGGACUACCCAUACCCUACAGACUUUCUAGCCCCACUCCCAGGCUCUCCAGUCAAUUAUGCCUGCAAAGUUAUUUUAAGUGCCAAUGACCCUCUGCAAGGACUUGCUGAAGCCGCAGGUCUUUUUUAUAAUGGAACUGGAGGUAGCCUGAAGUGUUUUGAUAUAAUUACCGAGUUUAUUGAAUGUGCUGAUCCUACAGGCUGCGGUACUGGCAAUGAUGGCCUAGCUUGGGAUUAUCAGGCCUGCACUGAACUUAUACUUCCAGAAGGAUCAAAUGGAAAGACGGACAUGUUUCCAUCUCUACCCUUUACACUCAAGAUGAGGGAUGAAUAUUGUCAAAAAACCUGGAAAGUAACACCCAGAAACAAUUGGCUUGACAUUAGUGUUUGGGGUGAAGAUAUCAGCACAUCUAGUAAUAUAAUAUUUUCAAAUGGUGAACUUGAUCCGUGGAGAGGUGGUGGGGUUCUGUCUAAUGUGUCCGACUCGCUUAUAGCAGUGCUCGUUGAGGGCGGUGCACAUCAUUAUGACAUGAGGGGUUCUGAUACACGUGACAUACCCUCGGUUAUUGCCAUCAGGAAGCAAGAAGCUACUAUUAUCAACAAGUGGGUUGCAGAAGCCAAACUAUCAAAUAAACAAAGAAAAAUAUCUACAUAAUAUCUGAAUUGAAUCAUCAUUGUCCAUGAAUUGAGAAUAAUUUUUUAAUUAUUAAACUGUUGUUUUUAGAUUAAAAAAAUGAUUAGGUGGCAGAGGAAAAGGUCAGGGUGUUAUUCUGAUAUAUAGCACCUGGGUUUGCCUGUGGCAUAACGAGUCAAGAUUCUCAUGACAAUCAAAGACCUUCCUAUCAAGUUUUAUAACAAGCCCCUUCCCCCAAAAAAUUAUUUAAAAAUUAAAAAUUAGAAAAGAAAAUUACAUUCAAAGUUCUUGAGAGUGCCAUUUCAGGCCAUCUAUUCCCCCAAUUCCGCAAUCUUUUUAGUCCACAGCUAAAAUUAAAUGUCAAGCACUCAGAUGCGACUCAUGGUAAAACAGAGGUUUAGCCAGAAAAAAGAAAUAGGCCAUCCACAAUGGAAGACAAAGAACUUGUCGCGUAGGUCAAGCAGUCAUGGUAAAUGUGGACAUAAUAAAUGAUGGCACGCUGCCUAUUUGAUUAUUUAUUUAUUUUGUAUAAAACACUCAAAAUGCAACAAAGAUUGAACAUUUCUUGAGUUUACAUAUAGAAAUAAGCCUACCAAACAGAAAACAGACACAAAAGAAGCAUAAUACUGUACAAUACAAUCAAAAGUGUAAGCCUACAGUAAAUAAUUAGAAAAUAACUAAUCUAUAAAAGCGGUAUUUACAAUUUUAUAAAAAGAUAUUAAAUUUUAUAGUAUCAAAUAUAUAUUAUUAUUUUAUAUACUAUACAGCAAAUUGAUUAUUAAUGGAUAUAUAAUGCAAAAUCAUACAAAAUAUACAAUUCAUUAAAAUUAUUGAAUAUUUUCCUUAUCAAUUUAUUAAAACCAAAAUAUAUAUACAUAUAUAUAUAUAUAUAUCUGAGGUGGCACACUGUACUAGUUGGAGCUACGUAACCUCCUUUCAGGUUUGGGGUUCUCUGGAAUCCAAGAUACAAAACAUUCUGAUGUCACCAGACUCUUGCAAAAUUUCGAAAGUAGAUUUAGAUCGUCGUUCUUGUAAUGAUGUUAGAGUAAGUGUAUCCAAGGCAUCCUGGUAACUACUGUAGUUUUUAUAGCCAAGAAUGAUCUUGAGUGCCCUUUUCUGGAUGAAUUCCACCUGCACACACUGCUUCUUCGUUAAAGCAGAAUGCCACAGCGGACUAGCGUACUCCAGCAGGGGCGGAUCUAGGAUGAAAUUUAGGGGGGGGCCUUACUCGGGGCGAAGCACCAAGCCGAGUUGCGAAGCACCGAAGUGGGUGGAUGUGGGAGGGGGUAUCCCCGCUCCCAAUAUUAGGAAAUUUUUUUUUUUAAAUUAACACUAAGACAGUCGUACACAGCUUUCUAAUCUAAAGAAUUAGAUUGUGUUGCUAUUGUUAUGGAGUCGUGAAAAAUAUAUUCGAUAAUUCGUACACACGUUUUCUGCCGAAUGACUCUGACUGUUGUAAGUGCGAUAUAUUAUUAUUUAUUAUUAUGUUGGAUAUUAUGUUGGCAUUAAUUGAUUAUAUACUCAUAAAUAAAAUUUGCAAAUACCGAUGUACGGUAACUAUACCAAAA